AUGGAUACGAAGCAAAGCAUUACAACUACUGCUGGGUCCAUUAAACCUCAGGAUUUUAAAUUUUUUGCACUUGGGGGUGCUAACGAGGUCGGUCGUUCAUGCCACAUCAUUCAAUAUAAAGGUAAAACCGUUAUGCUAGAUGCGGGUAUCCACCCCGCUUACCAAGGAUUAGCAUCAUUACCUUUUUAUGACGAUUUUGACCUUUCAACCAUUGAUGUCUUAUUAAUUUCCCAUUUCCAUCUUGACCACGCUGCUUCUUUGCCUUACGUAAUGCAAAGAACUAACUUUAGAGGUAGAGUAUUCAUGACACAUCCAACCAAAGCUAUCUAUAGAUGGCUAUUACGUGAUUUUGUCAAAGUUACAAGUAUCGGUGGAGACGCUGAAAAUAAGGAUGAAAAUUUAUAUAAUGACGAAGAUCUUGUUGAAUCAUUCGAUAGGAUUGAAACUAUUGAUUAUCACUCAACAAUUGAUGUUAAUGGUAUUAAAUUCACUGCAUAUCAUGCCGGCCAUGUAUUGGGUGCUGCGAUGUUUCAAAUAGAGAUCGCCGGCCUAAGGAUACUAUUCACUGGUGACUACUCCAGAGAGCUAGAUCGUCAUUUAAAUUCAGCUGAGAUCCCUCCAUUAGCUUCUGAUAUUUUAAUUGUUGAAUCAACAUUUGGGACUGCUACCCAUGAACCACGUCUAAAUCGUGAGAUGAAACUUACCCAAUUGGUGCAUUCUAUUGUUUCUCGUGGUGGUAGAGUCUUAAUGCCAGUUUUUGCAUUAGGAAGAGCUCAAGAGAUUAUGUUAAUUUUAGAUGAAUAUUGGAAUAACCAUCAUGAAGAAUUAGGUGGUGGACAAGUACCGAUUUAUUAUGCAUCUAGUUUAGCUAAAAAGUGUAUGUCUGUUUUCCAAACUUAUGUAAAUAUGAUGAACGAUGAUAUUCGUAAAAAAUUCAGAGAUUCACAAACCAAUCCAUUUAUUUUUAAAAAUAUUUCAUACUUAAGAAAUUUAGAUAAUUUUGAAGAUUUUGGUCCUAGUGUUCUUCUAGCUUCCCCUGGUAUGCUUCAGAGUGGUAUUUCGAGAGAUUUACUAGAGAGAUGGUGCCCUGAAGAUAAGAAUAUGGUAUUAAUUACAGGGUAUUCUGUCGAAGGAACAAUGGCAAAGUAUUUAAUGGUUGAACCAGAUACAAUUCCAAGUAUUAAUAAUCCUGAAAUUAGUAUUCCUAGAAGAUGUAAAAUUGAAGAAAUUUCAUUUGCUGCCCAUGUCGAUUUCCAAGAAAAUUUGGAAUUCAUUGAAAAAAUUAACGCUUCUAAUAUUAUUUUAGUCCAUGGUGAAUCAAAUCCAAUGGGCCGCUUAAAGUCUGCUAUUUUAUCAAAUUUUACAUCAUUAAAAGGUACUGAAAAUGAGGUUCAUGUUUAUAAUCCAAGGAAUGGUGUGGAAGUUACUUUAGAAUUUAAAGGUACUCAUAUCGCCAAAGCUAUUGGUAGUAUUGUCGAUCAAAUCAAAAAUAAGGAGGCUGAAAUUCAAAAAAUUAAGGAUGAAAAGUUAAAAGUUGAACAAAAAGAAGUGAAGUAUGAAAAUAAAGAUGAAGAAAAUAUAACACAGAUAUCGAAAAUAGAGGAAGAGGGGAUUGUUAUAUCUGGAUUGUUAGUUUCUAACGAAAAGAAUUUUAACUUAGAUUUAGUUUCAUUAUCAGAUUUAAGAGAACAUCAUUCCGAGUUGUCAACCACAAUAGUAAAAGAGAGACAAUCAGUCCACGUGGACUGUAAAAAGGAACUUAUAUAUUGGCACUUAUGCCAGAUGUUUGGUGAUGUAGAAGUGAUAAUUGAUGAAGAUAAUGUUAGUGGAAUAAAGCAAGAAGAACCAAAUUCUGAGGAUAAUGGUAAACUAGUUUUAAAACUCAUGGGAGAUAUUUUGUUAACUGUCUUCGAAAAUAUUGCAACACUGGAAUGGACCCAAGGGCUAAUGACAGAUACUGUAGCAGAUUCAAUUAUCGCUAUACUGAUGAGUGUCGAUUCAACUCCUGCAAGUGUUAAAAUGAGCAGUCAUACAUGCAAUCAUGGUGAAGAACAUAAAAUUACAGAACAGGACAAAGCUGAGCUCCUGCAGCGUGAUGAAGUUUGGAAAAUUAAACAGAUUUCCGAAUUAUUUAAGGAACAGUUUGGAGAUUCUUUUACUUUGUUAUUAGAUAAAGAAAACCCGUCAACAAGUGGAGAUAUAAAAGGUAAAAUUUCCUUUGGCAAAAAUGAAUCAACUAUCAACUUUUCCCAAAUGAAGAUCGAAGAAUGCAAUUCAAACCCUUUAAAAGGUAGAAUUGAAAGUAUACUUAAUAUAGGUGCAAACUUAGCGGCUUCCUUAUGCUAG
This is a messenger RNA of Henningerozyma blattae CBS 6284, 2346 nucleotides long. Its product is annotated as CPSF3/YSH1 family MBL fold metallo-hydrolase. Gene Ontology annotation, biological process: mRNA 3'-end processing by stem-loop binding and cleavage. The coding region runs from base 1 to 2346 and encodes 781 amino acids. Gene Ontology annotation, molecular function: RNA endonuclease activity; 5'-3' exonuclease activity; RNA binding. The transcript has a single exon. The record is from RefSeq and is a predicted model, not a curated record. NCBI's taxonomy places the organism in Eukaryota, Fungi, Ascomycota, Saccharomycetes, Saccharomycetales, Saccharomycetaceae. Gene Ontology annotation, cellular component: mRNA cleavage and polyadenylation specificity factor complex.